Messenger RNA from Adineta ricciae, 1737 nucleotides. The record is from the annotation of a GenBank genome assembly. NCBI's taxonomy places the organism in Eukaryota, Metazoa, Rotifera, Eurotatoria, Adinetida, Adinetidae.
AUGGAUUGGAGACAAUAUGCCAUGACAUUCUGGAACGACUACCAAUUUGUUGUUAACAUGCAAUUAGCCAUGUAUCAAAUGCUAACAAAUCUCUCAUCGAAUUCGACUCCACCAGCGAUUCCACCGUUACGAUUUCGACCCGUUACCGAAAAUGCAUCGCCCAUCAUCACUCAUCCAAAACCGCUCAAACGGCUCACUCAUAAACGACCGCGACCGGUAAAGACAACUCCAACGGGUAGCGGAACAGCAACAACUAGUAGCAUCAAUAUGCCUACAUCGACGUCUUCACCUGAUGCUUACAAUGUGAAUUAUAACGAUGAAAGUUACGAAGAACUUGAACAUCGACCAGUUACACGCGAAAUUAUGGCUGCUUAUUUAGCUACUCGUCGUCAUCGGACAGUGGCGAUUCACCAUGCGAAAGUAGCACAAAAAUCUUAUGGAAAUGAGAAACGCUUUUUCUGUCCACCGCCUUGUGUUUAUUUGUCUGGGGAGGGUUGGAACGAUGACUUCGAACAAGAUAACAUGUGCACAAUGAUAGGUAUUGGUGAACCACUGUACCACAAUGACAAUGGUUCUCCAUCGGCCAAUAUCACACAAUCGAGUGAAAUGCAACACCUACCAUUUGAGAAUGAAAAACAUUUUGGUGCAGCUAAAACUUUGUUUAUAUCUGAUUCGGAUAAACGUAAACAUAUUAAUUUGAACGUCAAGAUGAUGUAUACGAAUAAUUUUCGUGAAACUCCUUAUAUUGGCAUGUUUGAAAGCCGGAAAAUUAAAGUUAUAUCAAAGCCAUCGAAGAAAAAACAAUCAGUGAAAAAUGCUGAAUCAGUAUGUAUUCAAUCUGGAACGAAAAUUGCUCUGUUUAACCGUCUACGAAGUCAAAACGUUAGUACGAGAUUUUUACAUGUUGACGAGAAGAAUCAAUUUCAUGCAAGUGGACAAGAGUGGGGAUCAUUUUACAUUCACCUUAUCGAGAAUGAAGAACCGUGCAUGGAAUCAACUAGCUUUGCCGUUAAGGAAGGCUUCGUUCAAUACGGUUCAACAGUCAAGUUAGUUUGUUCAGUGACGAAUCAAGCAUUACCUUACUUGGUUAUUCGUAAAGUGGAUAAGAAUCGAGUACUACUCGAUUCGGAUGAACCUGUUUCUCAGUUACACAAAUGUGCCUUCGAAUUCAAAAGUGGACCGUCGUCACCAUCAAAUCUAGUAUAUUUAUGUUUAGCUGGUGAUCGCAUUGUUGGCAUUGCCGGUAAACCAUGUCCGAACGAACGCUUUCGUGUCGAUAUUAAUGAUUCGGCAUGUUGGACAAUCAUAUCAACUGAUAAAGCAGAGUACACAUGGUUUGAAGCCAGAGGUCCUGUGUCGCAUCCAAUUACUCCCGUACCUGUUGCCAGACACAUCGUUGUUGAAGGUGGUGGUGCAGCUGCAACGAUUGAGUUAACUGGAGAGAAUUUCGCGCCAGGUCUAACGGUUUGGUUUGGAGAUACUGAAUCUCCUUGUACAGAGUAUCGGUCAACACAAACAAUUGUUGCUGAAGUUCCUCAAUUUACAUCAGUGAUGCCAAGCAUGCCAUGGGUUCAACGUUCGGUGUCGACACCGAUCUCACUCGUACGUCGUGAUGGAAUUGUGUAUUUAACUCCAUUAGUUUUUACAUAUACACCUGAACCAGCACCACCUCGAAAAAGUUCGGCAUCGCCGGAAACAGAUCAGCCAACUACAUCUGACAACAAUUUCUGUGAAUAG